Molecule: messenger RNA, 593 nt
Organism: Apodemus sylvaticus (European woodmouse)
Lineage: Eukaryota; Metazoa; Chordata; Mammalia; Rodentia; Muridae
Product: cytochrome c oxidase assembly factor 6 homolog
Exons: 2
Coding region: 173-412 (79 amino acids)
Biological process (GO): respiratory chain complex IV assembly
Cellular component (GO): respiratory chain complex IV; mitochondrion
Source: RefSeq, a predicted model, not a curated record
GGCGGCCGGGAUAGGUCAGUCUGCGGCGGGCACUUUUGCGGUGAGUUUCCCUGUGCGGUCGGUGGACUGCAGGAGGACACCGCCGCAAGGGAAUCACAGUCCGCACCGCGCUCCCACGUAGGCCGAUCCCCGGGUCUCAUGUCACGUGGUUCCCCGCGUGACCUCUGCAGGAAUGGCAGCCCCGUCCAUGAAGGAAAGGCAGGCAUGCUGGGGCGCCCGCGAUCUGUACUGGCGCUGCCUGGACGACAACGCGGAGGACGCGACCCGGUGCCAGAAGCUGAGGAGUUCGUUCGAGGCCAGCUGCCCCCAGCAGUGGAUAAAAUAUUUUGACAAAAGAAGAGACUACUUAAAAUUCAAGGAAAAAUUUGAAGCAGGAGGAUUCCAGUCUUCACAGUCAACUGAAAAUUCCUAGGCACCUUCUGGACUGUCACACAAAGUGGAAAUUAUUCCUCUGGACUUUCAGAAAUGGUUCCAGGACAAAAGCAGCUCGAAUCACAGUGCACAUCAGCUGUUGUUUUCUGUAAACAACAGUUACUAAAACAGUGAAAUAACAGAUCUUGUCAUUCAAACUAAGAAAAAGCAUAACAUUAUUA